GGCAGGGGAUUCCCUUUCAUCCUUCUCUCCACAGACCCUGCCCGAGGGAUGUGAGCGGGGUGCGGGUCCCGGGGUGCCAGCGAGGAGCCGCCCCCUCGCCCGCCCGCCCGCCCCGAGAGAGGAGGCGGCUCCGGCCUGGGAGCCGCCCCCUCUCGCCGCGGGAGAACAAACGGGAUAUUCAGCAGUGGCCUGUGGCUGCCAGAGCAACUCCUCAGGGGAAAUUAAGCGGCGAGGCCGACUGCGCCGUAAUCGCCUCUAGCAAAGCGCCCCGGCCCCGCCUGCCGCGCACGCCCGGCUACCUGGGCUGCCCCGCGGCGGCGCGUGUGCGGGAGAGCGGGAGAGGAGAGGGCUCGCCGGGGUGCGGGGCGCGCCGGGGCGGGAGUCCGGGCCGGUGCGGAGCGCGCGGUGCUCCGGGGUGCGCGCCGGGGUGGGGCGAGCCCCGAGCGUCUCCACCGGCCAUGAGGGGCGCGGGCGCCUGGGCCCCGCUCUGCCUGCUGCUGGCCGCCGCCGCCCAGCCCUCGCGGCCGCAGCCCCCGGAGAGACCUGUUUUCACAUGUGGUGGCAUUCUUACUGGAGAAUCUGGCUUUAUUGGCAGCGAAGGUUUUCCUGGAGUGUACCCUCCAAAUAGCAAAUGUACCUGGAAAAUCACAGUCCCCGAGGGAAAAGUAGUAGUUCUUAAUUUCCGAUUCAUAGACCUGGAGAGUGACAACCUGUGUCGCUAUGACUUUGUGGACGUGUACAACGGCCACUCCAACGGCCAGCGCAUUGGGCGCUUCUGCGGCACGUUCCGGCCCGGAGCUCUUGUGUCCAGUGGCAACAAGAUGAUGGUGCAGAUGAUUUCCGAUGCCAACACAGCUGGGAAUGGCUUCAUGGCCAUGUUCUCUGCCGCUGAACCAAAUGAAAGAGGGGAUCAGUAUUGUGGAGGACUCCUUGAAAGACCUUCCGGCUCUUUUAAAACCCCCAACUGGCCAGACCGUGAUUACCCUGCAGGAGUCACUUGUGUGUGGCACAUUGUAGCCCCAAAGAAUCAGCUUAUAGAAUUAAAGUUUGAGAAGUUUGACGUUGAGCGUGAUAACUACUGCCGGUACGAUUAUGUGGCCGUGUUUAACGGUGGGGAGAUCAAUGACGCUGAAAGAAUUGGGAAGUAUUGUGGCGACAGCCCCCCCGCGCCAAUUGUAUCUGAGAGAAAUGAACUUCUCAUUCAGUUUUUAUCAGACUUAAGUUUAACUGCAGAUGGAUUUAUCGGUCACUACAAGUUCAGGCCAAAGAAAUUGCCGGCAACUACAGCACCACCUGUUACCACCACCUUUCCUGUGACUACAAGUUUAAAACCCACCGUGGCCCUGUGUCAGCAGAAGUGUAGACGGACGGGGACUCUGGAGAGCAAUUAUUGCUUGAGUAACUUUGUCUUGGCCGGCACUGUUAUCACCACCAUCCCUCGAGGUGGGAGCUUGCACGCCACGGUCUCAAUCAUCAACAUCUAUAAAGAGGGGAAUCUGGCAAUUCAGCAGGCCGGCAAGAACAUGAGUGCCAAGGUCAUCGUGGUCUGCAAGCAGUGCCCGCUCCUCAGAAGAGGUCUAAACUACAUUAUUAUGGGCCAAGUGGGUGAAGAUGGGAGAGGCAAAAUCAUGCCCAACAGCUUUAUCAUGAUGUUCAAGACCAAGAAUCAGAAGCUCCUGGACGCCUUGAAGAACAAGCAAUGUUAACAGUGAACUGUGUCCAUUUAAGCUGCGUUCUGUCACUGCCUUUGAAGGAUCUCUUUUUUUCUCAGUAGGAAAAGAAAAUUUGUAACCUGAAAUAUUGAGCAGUCAGAGAGAUUUACUCUUCACAUGAUGUGGGUAGGAGAGCUCCGGUGUCACUGAUGGAAGUUCUGUUGCCUGCACGGAAGAGGAGCAGAGAGCUGAUUGGAAACCUGCAGACUUAGUGAGGUGAUAAGAAACUAAAUGUAUCAAGUGUUGACAGUUUGGAAGCAGUUUAUUUAUACAUCUCUGUAAAAGGAUAUUUUAGAAAUGAGUUGUGUGAAGAUGUAAAAAAGAGAUUUUAUACGUGCAAUAUUUAUAGCGAUAUGUUUUACCUUCAAGCAUUUGCUCUGAGUUAUAUUCUUCUCUUGCAUUUUUAAAAUCAAUGCUUAAUAAAAUAUUUUAAAAUGA
This is a messenger RNA of Physeter macrocephalus (sperm whale), 2150 nucleotides long. RefSeq names its product procollagen C-endopeptidase enhancer 2 (gene PCOLCE2). The record is from RefSeq and is a predicted model, not a curated record. NCBI's taxonomy places the organism in Eukaryota, Metazoa, Chordata, Mammalia, Artiodactyla, Physeteridae. The coding region runs from base 459 to 1706 and encodes 415 amino acids. Gene Ontology annotation, molecular function: protein binding; peptidase activator activity; collagen binding. The transcript has 9 exons.